Molecule: messenger RNA, 1540 nt
Organism: Erinaceus europaeus (western European hedgehog)
Lineage: Eukaryota; Metazoa; Chordata; Mammalia; Eulipotyphla; Erinaceidae
Gene: C17H11orf68
Product: chromosome 17 C11orf68 homolog
Exons: 2
Coding region: 18-914 (298 amino acids)
Source: RefSeq, a predicted model, not a curated record
AGCUUCGGGGCGCUAAGAUGGCGGCGGCGGCGGCGGCGGCGGCCGUGGCGGAGGCGGCCGUGGCGGAGGCGGGGCGCGGCGGUGGCGGCACGGAGCCCCGGCAGGAGCGCAACCGGGCCCGGGGCUGGACCGGUGCAGAGCGCAGCGAAGGCCGCAGGAUGGAGCCGGGCGAGGAGCUGGACGAAGAGGACUCUCCGGGCGGGCGGGAAGACGGCUUCACUGCCGAGCACUUGGCUGCCGAGGCCAUGGCGGCUGACAUGGACCCCUGGCUGGUGUUUGAUGCCCGCACCACCCCCGCCUCUGAGCUGGACGCCUGGCUGGCCAAGUACCCACCCUCCCAAGUCACCCGCUACGGGGACCCCAACUCACCCAACCCGGAGCCUGUGGGCUGGAUUGCCGCCUACGGCCAGGGCUACGUCCCCAACUCGGGUGACGUGCAGGGCCUGCAGGCCGCCUGGGAGGCCCUGCAGACCAGCGGGCGGCCCGUCACGCCAGGUACCCUGCGCCAGCUGGCCAUCACCCACCAGGUGCUCUCAGGCAAGUGGCUGGUGCACCUGGCCCCUGGCUUCAAGCUGGACCACGCCUGGGCCGGCAUCGCCCGGGCUGUGGUGGAAGGCCGGCUCCAGGUGGCCAAGGUGAGCCCUCGGGCCAAGGAGGGCGGGCGCCAGGUCAUCUGUGUUUACACUGACGACUUCACGGACCGCUUGGGUGUGCUGGAGGCAGACGCGGCCAUCCGGGCCGCGGGCGUCAAGUGCCUGCUCACGUACAAGCCCGAUGUCUACACCUACCUGGGCAUCUAUCGAGCCAACCGCUGGCAUCUCUGUCCCACUCUCUAUGAGAGCCGUUUUCAGCUGGGGGGCAGUGCCCGAGGCUCCCGUGUGCUGGACCGUGCCAACAACGUAGAGCUGACUUAGUGGGGGCGACCAGCCCUGACCCCUUCUGUUGAGGAUGGAUCCUCCUUCCGUCUUCCGCUUCCUUGCCCUGCUGAGGCCAGGCCCUCCAGCCCUGAGGACGAGGCCAUUUGGAGCCGCCUGCAUCUUUGAUCCCCUUGAACUUGUGCCCUCCCUUCAGGGCCAGCUCAAGCCACUGCCCGCUGGAGACUUGGGCUUCCGGAAGACCAGCCCCAUGGCCUCUCUUUUCGCUGCUGCUUCUCCCCUCUGCCAACCAGGACUACAGGCUGGGUGCAGACACCCAGAAGGAGAACCUUCCAGGCCACCCCACCCUCCUCCUCCUCCUCCUCCUCCAUCCCCCUACCCCUUUCUCUUCCUCCUCAAGAGAGAAGACUUCGUGCUUCCAGUCCCUCUCCUUGGAGCUGCCACGGUCCAGGGGACAGAGGCCCUGCAGACCUGAGCAUGUCAUUUUGUCGUGGGGGGUGGGGGAGCUUGCCCACUCACCCCAUGGCAGAGAUUGAGAGGGCCAGGGCCAUGGACGUAGGACCUGCCUCUGGCUGCUACCUUGAAGCCUGCACCCCCUGCCCCGCCAUGGCCUACCUUGUCAUGUGCCUGCUCCUGAUGUUCUAAUAAAACCCGGCUUGGGUCUG